Messenger RNA from Salvia miltiorrhiza (redroot sage), 1176 nucleotides. Its product is annotated as accelerated cell death 11. Lineage: Eukaryota; Viridiplantae; Streptophyta; Magnoliopsida; Lamiales; Lamiaceae. Bases 374 to 994 code for a protein of 206 amino acids. The record is from RefSeq and is a predicted model, not a curated record. Gene Ontology annotation, cellular component: membrane; cytoplasm; cytosol. The transcript is spliced from 4 exons. Gene Ontology annotation, molecular function: ceramide 1-phosphate binding; ceramide 1-phosphate transfer activity. Gene Ontology annotation, biological process: ceramide transport; intermembrane lipid transfer.
UUACUUUUCCAAUUUCCACUCUUAAUUAUUCCAACUUUAUUCCUUGCUUGCUCUCAUUAUCUCCAUUUCAGUUCUCUUAUUAUGGAAGGAAAAGAAUGUCUUAAUUUUCUGGAAGAUUAAUUAUAGAAAAAGUUGGCAAUUACUUUGGUUAAUUUAUCAUUCUGAUUUUCUUUUUCCUUAAUCACCCUCUAAUUGGGAUUUAUCAGCAAUCAUUUUUGGAUUUGUAAUAAGAGUAACAAGAAUCCCUUUUUAGGAUACACCAAAAUUUCUCCUUAAAAUAAAGGAAUAUUAUUAUUUAAUUUCAGUCCCUCCUAAGAAAUCAGAAGUGCGUCAACCGACGCCGACCCCUCUUCCACCUUCCGCCGAUCAAGCAAUGGAGGAAGAUAAACCUCUGAGGAAAAUGGCGGAUGCUUUCAAAGAAUUGAGCAACAGAUUAAGUCAAUUCCCCGAGGGAGAAGAAGCCCGCCUUGAACUCGCCCCCUUCUCUAACGCCUGCUCUCUCGUCUCUCCUCUCUUCAGAUGUCUCGGCAUCGCUUUCAAAUUCGCUGAGCUCGAUUACGUUGCCAAAGUGAAUGAUCUUGUGGGGGCGUCAAAAUCAAUAACCGUGGUGCCACUAAUGAUGGAUGAUGAUGUUAAAUCUGAUUGUGUGCGGAAGGCAGGGAGUCACACGAGGAAUCUUCUCAGAGUGAAGCGUGGAGUUGACAUGGUCAAGGUUUUGUUUGAGCACAUUAUUUCUUCACAGGGAAGUUCCCUGAAGGACCCAGCUUCAAAAGCUUAUGCGCAAGUUUUUUCUCCAUACCAUGGAUGGGCCAUUAGAAAAGCUGUGGCUGCAGGAAUGUAUGCCCUUCCCACAAAGGCACAGCUGUUGAACAAACUGAAUGAAGAUGAAACUUCAGCAAGAAUUCAGAUGCAGAACUUCGUAGCCUCGGCAGCUCGAGUCGUCAAGUACAUCGAGCAGCUCUUCAUCUCAAGAGGGUUAGGAACUGAUUGGUGAAAAUGGGAUUCUUAUAGUUCUGAUUUCUGAACAUCUCAUCUAUUAAUCUUAUAUUAUGUCUGUAUUUUACUGAUUUAAUCAUACUUGUAUCUCAAUAUGUCAAACAUACUAAUAUUUUCAUUAUUACUUUGUAUUGGAAAUAAUUACUAUUUGGUUAAAUUAAAUCAUAUAUUCCUUCUUUA